AUGAUCAGAACACUUCUACAACACCAAAGAUUCCCAAUAAGAUUGCAUGCUCGAAGUUUAUCACAGUAUACACGUAAUCCACAAAUAUUCAUCCAUGAAUUAGGCCCUGGAAAUUAUAAGUUCUCCCUUUCUAAAUCCCCUGAUGCAUUAGACAUGGGCAUAUCCUCUUCUACUAAUCCAACUCCUGCCAAUUUCAGUAUUAGAGAUGAAUUUAAACAAUUGUUGAAUGACACAAUGAAGAACCAAAUUCAUGACGAUUUUACAUUCAUCAUGGAAGCAAGUACUAAUGCCAAUUCUUUCAUGCCAAUAUAUGACAUGAGAGAAAUCCCAAGAUAUGGUCGUAUUCCAUAUAUCGAAGAUGUGUUUGGUUAUGUAAUGGUUAAUGACAAGGGUCAGUUGAUCCCCGAUACUUAUCAAGAAAAUGACAUGUAUACUAUGUGCAGCGGGAAAACUGGGUUACCCAAAUUUAGCGAGUUUAUGUAUUUGACAUUACAAGAGAAAUGUGAAGCAAGAAAACUGGACCCUGUUUUAUAA
Candida tropicalis MYA-3404 is the source of this 534-nucleotide messenger RNA. RefSeq lists its product as uncharacterized. The coding region runs from base 1 to 534 and encodes 177 amino acids. The transcript has a single exon. The record is from RefSeq and is a predicted model, not a curated record. NCBI's taxonomy places the organism in Eukaryota, Fungi, Ascomycota, Pichiomycetes, Serinales, Debaryomycetaceae.